AUCACUCAAAUCAUGUGAUCGGCACAGACCAAUUGAGACAGGUUGUGGAAAGGGGAACAGUUAAAUUUGUAAUUUUGGUUGUGUGAAACACUUCUUUGGGCCUCAUAAACAACCACAGAACCACAAGUUGGGUACAGAGGCAGUCACACAAGAGCGGGUCCGGGAUAUUGGUCAGCAGACAGGGCAAAUCGUUUUGACUGCAAACCACAGAGUUUCGUAGAGUGGUGAAAGAAAUCAUAUAUUCCCCCACUUUAAAGAAAGAAUAAGUUUUAAAGAGGAAACUAUGGCUUCAAACAGCGUAUUUGAGUCAUUUCCUUCUUACCAACAGUGCUUCAUGAGAGAUACCAGCACCAGCCGCCGCUUCACGCCGCCCUCCACCACACUGAGCCCGGGGAAGAUGAGCGAGGCGCUCCCGCUGGCUGGCCAGGAGAACAGCGGCGCCCUGGUGGGGAAGCUGAGAAGUGCAGACCGCAGCAUGGUGGAGGUGCUAGCGGAUCACCCCGGGGAGCUGGUCCGCACUGACAGCCCCAACUUCCUCUGCUCCGUGCUCCCAACGCACUGGAGGUGCAACAAGACGCUGCCGAUUGCUUUCAAGGUAGUGGCCUUAGGCGAUGUUCCUGAUGGGACACUGGUCACAGUAAUGGCUGGAAAUGAUGAAAACUACUCUGCAGAGCUCAGAAAUGCUACAGCUGCCAUGAAAAACCAAGUAGCAAGGUUCAAUGACCUCAGAUUUGUGGGUAGAAGUGGAAGAGGGAAGAGCUUCACCCUAACCAUCACAGUCUUUACAAAUCCUCCGCAAGUAGCCACGUAUCACAGAGCCAUCAAGAUAACGGUGGACGGACCUCGAGAACCCAGAAGACAUCGUCAGAAACUAGAUGAGCAGACAAAGCCCGGGAGCUUGUCCUUUUCAGAGCGUCUGAGUGAACUGGAGCAGUUGCGUCGCACAGCCAUGAGGGUCAGCCCACAUCACCCAGCCCCCACACCUAACCCACGAGCUUCCUUGAGCCACACCACAGCUUUUAACCCUCAGCCUCAGAGUCAGAUUCAGGAUACAAGGCAAGUACAGCCAUCUCCUCCAUGGUCCUAUGAUCAGUCCUACCAGUACUUGGGAUCAAUUGCCACACCCUCAGUGCACCCUGCCACUCCAAUUUCACCUGGGAGAGCUAGUGGCAUGACAUCCCUCACUGCAGAACUCUCAAGCCGUCUCUCAAGUGCUUCUGACCUAACAGCAUUCAGUGAUCCCAGGGUGGGAAUUGAUCGCCCGUUCUCUACUCUUCCUUCAAUUUCUGAUCCUCGUAUGCACUAUCCUGGAGCAUUCACCUACACCCCAACACCUGUCAGUUCAGGAAUAGGAAUUGGUAUGUCUGCUAUGACCACUGCCACAAGAUAUCACACUUAUCUCCCUCCUCCAUAUCCUGGUUCUUCUCAGUCUCAAGGUAGCCCAUUUCAGACCAGCUCACCUUCUUACCAUCUCUAUUAUGGAACAUCAGCAGGGUCAUACCAGUUCUCCAUGAUGUCUGGGGGAGAUCGGUCACCCCCACGUAUCCUCCCUCCUUGCACUAAUGCUUCCACAGGGUCUACUCUCCUCAACCCCAAUCUUCCAAACCAAAGCGAUGUGGUGGAGGCAGAAGGUAGUCACAGCAACUCCCCUACCAACAUGGGCACCACAGCAAGGCUGGAAGAAGCAGUAUGGCGACCAUAUUGAAUUAAUUAUAAGUAGAGAUGGGCCAGGACUAAAGUGCUUUUUAUCUGCUGAUGCCCAUAGGUAUCCCAUAAAUAACUUUUCCUGCCUGUGGGCACUGCCAUGUUUAUACAUCACUUUCAGAAGGAAAGGGUCCAGAAGUCAGGACUUCAGGAAUGAUGUCAUGGUGUUAGCCAAUCAGUGAAGGGAUGUCAUUCUAGAAAAGUAGCCUUUUUCAAGAGCUGAACUUCGGAAAGGAGAACAUUUAAGUUGGUCUAGAGAUAGGGAAGGUGGGUAGAUAGACACCCAGGCUGUUUUCAGACCAGUGGCCUCCAAACAUCCUUUAUUUUGGAGGUCUCCAAAGUCCUAAAAAGUGCUUUGGUUCACUUCUAAUUUUAAGACUUAAAAUCUAACACAAUCUUGGUGAGUAUACUUAGUCAUAAGGACGUGUUAGUUAUAAGGAAGUAUAGGAAGAUUCCCAGAGGGAAACUGUGAAUGCUUCUGAUUUAGCAAUGCUGUGAAUGAGAAGUUUUAUAUCUUGGACAUUGACUUUUUUACCAGGUUAUAUAUUCCAAAGAAUAUGGAUUUUUUUUAUUAUUAUUAAUUUUUAAGGAUGCAACUCAUCCUGCUUUGCAUCUAACUUCUUUUAUUUCUUUUUUGGCACCUUAUACAUUGCAAAAAGAUUUCACUUUUUAAAAAAAAUCAUUCUUGCUUCUUUAUUGCUUUGUCAACUGAAAGAAUCAGCCCCUUUUCAAUGAGGUAAUUUAACGUUUUUUUCUUUUGGACUUUGUUUAAUGCAAUGGCUACAGCCUUAGGUCAUUUUUAACUACUGUACUAUUAUGAUUUCCUCAAUAUUUAUGCUUGAUGUUUAGACUUUUCUUAUUUGUUGAUACUAUUAUUAUUUAAAUAUGCUCUCUUUUUUUAUAGCAGCCAAAGUUAAAUUUAUAACAUUGAAAAAAGGCUGAGAUAACGAUGGGUAAUGUGACGUCUAGUUAUCUAGCCAUAUUGUUUACAUUUUGCUCCAUGUAUUUAAUCUGCCAUUUGAAACCCUAUAAAGUCAUUCUUUUCCUCUGCUGGUCUUUCAACACCAAGGGUUGAAACACUUGAAGGAUCAGCAGUAUGGAAGUAUAUAAUUUGUAAAGCAGACACAAUGGGGUCAUGCAUCUCCCUUCAAUCAAAUAUUUAGGGCCAUAUUCUGCUAUUGAUCUUGCCUGGGCUUCUUAUAGACUUUAGUAGGAGUCAACUACUCAUUCAAGGACAGAAUCUAGCAUAUAGUUGGCACUCCAAGAGUGAAAUCCUGGUGCCAUUUAAGUCAAUUGGAGGUUUGCCAUUGACUUAAAUAGGGUCAGAAUUUCACGCAAAGUUUCCAGCACAACACUCUACAUACCAGUGUACUCAAAAAUAAACCAAAUUAACAAAUUACAAGUAAAUGGAGCUGAAAAGUGCUAUCAGACUCAACUGGAAACCAGAAUAUCAAACAAGUGGAGUUUAAAAGUUCUGUGGUCAUAUAGUUCUGAAGGAAGAAGAAUAUUCAAAACUGGUGCACAGAAUAUUCUGUCCUAUAGAAAAUUUGCAAUGCAUUAUAAUAGUACUAAUCUGCUAUUAUGGAAUCAUCACUGUUGCCCAUCAUUAACAGCACAAACAUAUCAGAUGUCACUGUAAAUUUUAAGGCACUAUUUUAUUGGAGAGUUUGGUCUGAAUGCAUUUGUUGUACUACUCAUUAAUUACAAACUGCUGAUGUUGACAUGUGUGCAUUCAAAAUGAUCUGAUUGUUAUUUAAUGUACCUCUUAAAUUAGUGAAACAAUUGCAGGUCAACUCAGAAGAGUAUUUGAAAGCAGGACUUCAGAUCAGUGUUUGAUGUUUAAAAAAAAAUUUAAAGGAUUUGAAUUACAAAGAUCCUUGGCUGCAGGCAGCAAAACAGCUGGACUUAUUUAAAACCAUUUGUUUUUUGAGUUUUCUUUAUAUA
Messenger RNA from Dermochelys coriacea (leatherback sea turtle), 3648 nucleotides. RefSeq names its product RUNX family transcription factor 1 (gene RUNX1). NCBI's taxonomy places the organism in Eukaryota, Metazoa, Chordata, Testudines, Dermochelyidae. The transcript has 8 exons. Gene Ontology annotation, biological process: regulation of transcription by RNA polymerase II; hemopoiesis; regulation of cell differentiation. Bases 284 to 1705 code for a protein of 473 amino acids. Gene Ontology annotation, molecular function: RNA polymerase II cis-regulatory region sequence-specific DNA binding; DNA-binding transcription factor activity, RNA polymerase II-specific; ATP binding. Gene Ontology annotation, cellular component: nucleus. The record is from RefSeq and is a predicted model, not a curated record.